CCGUGUUGUUAGGGAGACCCAUUGCCGAGAGACCAGGUAUGGGUUGAUGCUCAUUCUAUCCUGAAGAGAGUUAAUUGUAUUCACACCAACUUCUUCUUGAAAUACAAGACCCAGGAUGAACUGCAGUCAGGCUCCUGGCUUUAUCCUUUUGGGACUGUCCAGUGACCCAGAGAAAUGGCAGCUCCUCUUUAGCCUUUUCCUUGUUCUCUACUUGUUGGGCCUUUUAGGGAACCUGCUACUCCUGUUAGCUAUUGGUACUGAUGUCCACCUGCACACUCCCAUGUAUUUCUUCCUCAGUCAGCUCUCACUUGUGGAUCUUUGCUUCAUCACCACCAUAGGCCCUAAAAUGCUGGAGUCUCUGUGGACUGGAGAUGGUUCAAUCUCAUUCUCUGGAUGCCUGACCCAGUUGUACUUCUUUGCUGUUUUUGCUGACAUGGAUAACCUGCUUCUGGCAGUUAUGGCAAUUGACCGCUAUGCUGCUAUCUGCCAUCCACUGCUCUACCCACUUCUCAUGACUCCUUGUAGAUGUGGGGUUCUGGUCGGUGGGUCAUGGGGAGUAGCUCAUUGUGUGUCUCUGACCCAUACUUUGUUGCUCUCUCAGGUAUAUUUUCAUACCAAUCAAGAGAUUCCUCAUUUUUUCUGUGAUUUUAGGCCUCUCUUAUUGCUUUCCUGCUCUGAUGCUCAACUCAAUGAGGGUCUGAUGAUGGCUUUGGCUGGAGUUUUAGGAAACAGUGCGCUUUUCUGCAUUGUAAGUUCUUAUGGUUGUAUUUUUCGUGCUGUGGCUAGAGUUCCAUCAGCACAGGGGAAAAGAAAAGCCCUGGCCACAUGCAGUUCCCACCUGUCUGUAGUCCUCCUUUUCUACAGCACAGUCUUUGCCACCUACCUGAAGCCCCCAUCUAGUUCUCGUUCCUCUGGGGAGGUGGUAGCUGCUGUCAUGUAUACUCUGGUAACUCCCACUCUGAACCCCUUCAUUUAUAGUCUGAGAAAUAAGGAUGUUAAGAGUUCACUAAGAAGAAUCCUGAAUAUGAUGAAGUCUCACGUCUAAGCAAGGAUCACAACCC
Messenger RNA from Mastomys coucha (southern multimammate mouse), 1061 nucleotides. Its product is annotated as olfactory receptor 1361-like. Gene Ontology annotation, molecular function: olfactory receptor activity; G protein-coupled receptor activity. Gene Ontology annotation, biological process: G protein-coupled receptor signaling pathway. Lineage: Eukaryota; Metazoa; Chordata; Mammalia; Rodentia; Muridae. The coding region runs from base 116 to 1045 and encodes 309 amino acids. The record is from RefSeq and is a predicted model, not a curated record. Gene Ontology annotation, cellular component: membrane. The transcript has a single exon.